GCGCUUGGGGAUCCUCCAAGGUGACCAUGAAUCGCUGUGAGGGCCCCGUCCCCGCCAACGGCUGCGGGCCCGACCGCUGGAACCCCACUUUUGCCCGCAAAGACGAGAUCAUCACUAGCCUCGUGUCGGCCCUGGACUCCAUGUGCUCGGCGCUGGCCAAGCUGAACGCAGAAGUGGCCUGCGUGGCGGUGCACGACGAGAGCGCCUUCGUGGUGGGCACAGAGAAAGGGAGGUUGUUCCUGAGCGCACGCAAGGAGCUGCAGUCCGAUUUCCUCAGGUUCUGCCGAGGGCCCCCCUGGAAGGAGCCGGAGACAGAGCACCCCAAGAAGGCUUUGCGAGCUGAGAGUGGCAGCCGGACCCUGCCACGGUGCCCACUGGAGCACGGCUCAGAUGUGUACCUCCUGAGGAAGAUGGUAGAGGAGGUGUUUGACGUUCUCUAUAGUGAGGCUCUGGGCCGGGCCAGUGUGGUGCCGCUGCCCUAUGAGCGGUUGCUCCGGGAGCCAGGACUGCUGGCUGUGCAGGGGCUGCCCGAGGGCUUGGCCUUCCGCCGGCCGGCCGAAUACGACCCCAAGGCCCUCAUGGCCAUCCUGGAGCAUAGCCACCGCAUCCGCUUCCGUCUUAAGAGGCCGCCCGAGGAGGGCGGGCGAGACUCAAGAGCGCUGGUGGAACUGAACGGGGUCUCGCUGGUCACCAGGGGCUCCCGGGACUGCGGCCUGCAUGGCCAAGGACCCAAGGGCCGCCCCCAGGAGCUGCCCCCCAGCGCCUCAUCCUCGGUGACCAGCUUCCUGUACAGCACAGCGCUCCCCGGCCACCCCGUCAGAGAGCUGAAGCAGGAGGCCACCCCCGGCCCCCUCACCCCUGGAGAUCUGGACCUGUGCCGCUCUGGACCCGAGUCCAAGGCUCCUGGCACCCAGGACUUCUCUGACUGCUGUGGACAGAAGCCCCCCGGGCCUGCUGGACCUCUCAUCCAGAACGUCCAUGCAUCCAAGCGGAUUCUCUUCUCUAUUGUCCACGAUAAGUCAGAGAAGUGGGACGCCUUCAUCAAGGACACGGAGGACAUCAACACGCUUCGCGAGUGUGUGCAGAUCCUGUUCAACAGCAGAUACGCGGAAGCUCUGGGCCUGGACCACAUGGUCCCGGUGCCAUACCGGAAGAUCGCGUGUGACCCCGAAGCAGUGGAGAUCGUGGGCAUUCCCGACAAGAUCCCCUUCAAGAGGCCCUGCACUUAUGGGGUCCCAAAGCUGAAGCGGAUUUUGGAGGAGCGACACGGCAUCCACUUUAUUAUCAAGAGGAUGUUUGAUGAACGAAUUUUCACAGGGAACAAAUUUACCAAAGACCCCACAAAGCUGGAGCCUCCCAGUCCACCCGAGGAUUCCCCUGGCGAACUCUCCCGCAUGGACCUGGCCGGGGCUGCUCGGUUAGACAAGAGCUCUGAGGACUGUGGGCCAGGUCCCUCUGGGGAGCUGGGGAUGCUGAGACCCAUCAAAAUUGAGCCAGAGGACCUAGAUAUCAUUCAGGUGACUGUACCAGACCCAUCGCCCUCCUCCGAAGAGAUGACGGACUUGGUGGCGGGCCACUUGCCCUCGGAAGAUUCCGGCUAUGGGAUGGAGGUGCUAGUAGACAAAGGCCCUAGUGAGGACCUGCGACCAGAGGAGCGACCUGUAGAGGACAGCCACGGCGAUGUGAUCCGGCCGCUGCGGAAGCAGGUGGAACUGUUGUUCAACACGAGAUAUGCCAAGGCCAUCGGCAUCUCGGAGCCUGUCAAGGUGCCCUAUUCCAAGUUCCUGAUGCACCCUGAGGAGCUUUUCGUGGUGGGGCUGCCCGAGGGCAUAGCGCUGCGCCGGCCCAACUGCUUUGGCAUCGCCAAACUCCGCAAGAUCCUGGAAGCUAGUGACAACAUCCGCUUUGUCAUCAAAAGGCCUGAGCUGCUGACGGACGGAAUGAAGGAGCCUGUCAUGGACAGCCAAGAGAGAGAUUCGGGCGAUUCCAUGGUGGAUGAGAGCCUGAAGAGACAAGGGUUCCAAGAGAAUUACGACUCCAGGCUCUCCCGCAUUGACAUUGCCAACACACUAAGGGAGCAAGUGCAGGACCUGUUCAACAAGAAAUACGGGGAAGCUCUGGGCAUCAAGUACCCAGUACAGGUACCCUACAAGCGCAUCAAGAGUAACCCCGGCUCGGUGAUCAUCGAGGGCCUUCCCCCCGGCAUCCCCUUCCGGAAACCCUGUACCUUUGGCUCCCAGAACCUGGAGCGGAUCCUGGCCGUGGCUGACAAGAUCAAGUUCACGAUCACCAGACCUUUCCAGGGACUCAUCCCCAAACCUGAUGAAGAUGAUGCCAACCGGCUGGGGGAGAAAGUGAUUCUCCGGGAGCAAGUGAAGGAGCUCUUCAACGAGAAAUAUGGUGAGGCCCUGGGCCUCAACCGACCUGUGCUAGUCCCUUACAAACUCAUCCGGGACAGCCCAGACGCUGUGGAAGUCAUGGGGCUACCUGACGACAUCCCCUUCCGGAACCCCAACACCUACGACAUCCACCGGCUGGAGAAGAUCCUGAAGGCCCGGGAGCACGUGCGCAUGGUGGUCGUCAACCAGCUACAGCCCUUCGCUGAGAUCUGCAGCGACCCCAAGGUGCCUGCCAAAGACAAUAGCGCCCCCAAGCGGAAGCGGAAGCGGGCGUCGGAAGGGCACUCUGCUUCCUCCUCCUCCUCCUCCUCAUCUUCCUCAUCCUCCUCCAACCCAGAGUCUGCGACCUCCACCAACCAGUUGUCACUUGUGCAGUGGCCCAUGUACAUGGUGGACUAUACCGGCCUCAACGUGCAGCUCCCGGGAGCCCUGAAUUACUAGGACCUCAGCUGAGUCCCACCUCGGCCAGAAAGACUAAAGGAGAUGUAAUUUAUGUACAAAGUGUAUAUGCGGAUAUGUAUCAAUGCCUUUUAGUUUUUCCAAUGAUUUUUACACUAUAUUCCUGCCACCAAGGCCUUUUUAAAUAAGUAAAAAAAAAAAAAAAAAAAGCAACAAAAAAA
Suncus etruscus (white-toothed pygmy shrew) is the source of this 3019-nucleotide messenger RNA. It is a transcript of the gene GTF2IRD1, whose product is annotated as GTF2I repeat domain containing 1. The transcript is spliced from 27 exons. Lineage: Eukaryota; Metazoa; Chordata; Mammalia; Eulipotyphla; Soricidae. Gene Ontology annotation, molecular function: DNA-binding transcription factor activity. The coding region runs from base 27 to 2840 and encodes 937 amino acids. Gene Ontology annotation, cellular component: nucleus. The record is from RefSeq and is a predicted model, not a curated record. Gene Ontology annotation, biological process: transcription by RNA polymerase II.